Diorhabda carinulata is the source of this 582-nucleotide messenger RNA. Its product is annotated as zinc finger BED domain-containing protein 5-like. The record is from RefSeq and is a predicted model, not a curated record. The transcript has a single exon. Bases 1 to 582 code for a protein of 193 amino acids. Lineage: Eukaryota; Metazoa; Arthropoda; Insecta; Coleoptera; Chrysomelidae.
AUGAUUGGUGGAUCAGCUGAUAUUGAUAUUUGCAAAAUACCCCUUUCAAAUGAUACAAUCCAUCGCAGAAUUAAAGAUAUGUCAGAAAAUAUUGAGCAAAAUACUGCAAAAACUCUUGCAAAUUCGAAUUUUGCUCUACAAGUCGACGAAACAACAGAUAUUACAGGAAAUGCUCAAUUAAUUGCAUUCGUUAGAUUUAUUCACGAAAAUGAUAUAAUUAAUCAAUUUUCAUGUUGUCGGGAGUUAUCUGAUUUUACAACUGGUAAACAUAUUUUUCAAGUAAUUAGUUCAUAUUUAGAAGAAAUUAAAGUUUCUUGGAAGUCAUGUAUUGGCAUUUGCACAGAUGGUGCUCCAGUUAUGACUGGACAUCUAAAAGGAUUGGUAGCAUAUGUUAAAGAACUGAAUGAAGAUAUUUUAGUUACCCAUUGUUUUUUGCAUCGAGAAGCACUUGUUACAAAAUUUUUGCCAUCAGAUUUGAAAAUAGUUCUGGAACAAUGUGUUAAAAUGGUUAAUUAUAUCAAAUCAAGACCAUUAAAAAGUAGAUUAUUUAGUAAAUUAUGCCAAGCUAUGGAAGCCAAGUAA